AUGUUGAGGAUAGCAAGACAGGGCUGGCACGGUGCCAGGCCUGUGCCCAGCAGCAAGAGACUGUACUGGAAUUGGUUGGCGAACGGCGGAUCCGGCAAAGGCUCAGCCAUCAGACAGCCGAACCAAAUAUUCCUGUCGAUACGAAACGAGAAUGAAUUGACCAAUACUCUGAUAGCAAGCAGCAAGACGCCUUUGAUAAUGAAUUUCACUAUGCGGAACAACACAGCCUGCGACAGGCUCACGGGCGCACUGAAUAGAAUAGUGAUGCUGGAGACGGAGAAGAAAGUGAAUGUUGUCGAUGUCGAGACGGAUUGGCCAGAGACCAAGGAGGCUGUCCUAAGGUUCGGAGUCAAUAACAUCCCGAUCCUCGUGGCAGUGAGGAAAGGCUUUCCGGUAGAUUACUAUGUGCCCAAAGACCUGACAAUUGAUGAGGUGGACUGGUACGGGUUGAAGGAUUGGAUCGAGAAGAAUGCGGAUCCUUAG
Torulaspora globosa is the source of this 483-nucleotide messenger RNA. RefSeq lists its product as uncharacterized. NCBI's taxonomy places the organism in Eukaryota, Fungi, Ascomycota, Saccharomycetes, Saccharomycetales, Saccharomycetaceae. The record is from RefSeq and is a predicted model, not a curated record. The coding region runs from base 1 to 483 and encodes 160 amino acids. The transcript has a single exon.